UUCUGACCGUGCGACUUGAUAGACGUAUAGCACGCCAGCGCCCCUUCUAAAUAUAGUGCUGGUUAUUUUCAAGUUUUCCUCUUCUGCGUAAUAUUGUGCUGUGUUUGUGGCCAGUGUUUUGCGAAUUCGGAUUCACUUUUUCAAUUUGAAAGAGGCUGGCGGCGUGUGUGGAGCGCGCGGCGCGGGGCACGGGCGCGCGCGGCAGGUGACCGUCGGUGUACGCGGCUGAUGUGGGCGGCGGGCGGGUGCUGCUCGCGGCAAGCAGGCGAGGGCGCGGCCCGGACGCCGGUCAAGACGUUCCAGGCGUACCUCCCGCCGGCGCACCGGACCUACAGCUGCAUACACUGCCGCGCGCACCUGGCCAGCCAUGACGAGCUUAUAUCUAAGUCGUUCCAAGGCAGCCAGGGGCGCGCGUACUUGUUUAAUUCAGUUGUGAACGUGGGCUGCGGGCCAGCGGAGGAGCGCGUCUUGCUCACGGGGCUCCACGCCGUCGCCGACAUCUACUGCGAGUGCUGCAAAACCAUGCUCGGCUGGAAAUACGAGCACGCCUUCGAAUCCAGCCAGAAGUAUAAAGAGGGCAAGUUCAUAAUAGAACUGGCUCACAUGGUGAAAGAGAACGGGUGGGAUUAGGCGCGCGGUCCUCGCACCCCUUGGGCCGCGCGCCGACGUGUCAUAUCGGAGACUGUGCGAAGGACUCUUGUGAUGAGACAGUGAGCGAGCAGCGACCAUGCCGAGGCC
Molecule: messenger RNA, 738 nt
Organism: Cydia fagiglandana
Lineage: Eukaryota; Metazoa; Arthropoda; Insecta; Lepidoptera; Tortricidae
Gene: Ypel
Product: protein yippee-like
Exons: 6
Coding region: 229-630 (133 amino acids)
Source: RefSeq, a predicted model, not a curated record